AUGUCGUCGUCGUCGUCGUCGCCGUCGAAGGCGAAGAGGCCAGGCGGCGGUAGCAUCCAGGGCCCGCGGCCGCAGUCGCUGAUCGUGUCGCCGGCGGCGGCGGAGGCGAGUCGGCCGACCAAGAAACCCCGUGUCGUCGCCGGCGGCGGCGACAUGGGACCGGUGAUCGUGUACGAGCUCACGCCCAGGGUCGUCCACGCGCAGCCGGAGGAGUUCAGGGCCAUCGUGCAGAAGCUCACCGGCAAGCCGUCGACGGCGACGGCGACGGCGCCGUCGGAUCCAACCGCGACAUUGCCGGACCUGGUGGCCGGAGGCAGGGCCGCCGCCGCCGCCGACCCACUGGUGCUCGCGCUUGGGCAGCAGCGUCAGCCUGCUCCGCCGGCGAUUGACGACAACGACGACGACGACGACGACCAUUCGGCGCAUCCAUUUCUUCUUCCAUCUCCGGCGGCUGCUUCUCUUCUGUCGCCGAGUAGCCUCUUCUUCUCGCCGACCACGAUGCAGGCCUUGCAAGAGCUGGGCGUUUUGUUCUAA
Molecule: messenger RNA, 534 nt
Organism: Oryza sativa Japonica Group (Japanese rice)
Lineage: Eukaryota; Viridiplantae; Streptophyta; Magnoliopsida; Poales; Poaceae
Cellular component (GO): nucleus
Source: RefSeq, a predicted model, not a curated record